Pangasianodon hypophthalmus (striped catfish) is the source of this 2448-nucleotide messenger RNA. RefSeq names its product zinc-binding protein A33-like. The transcript has 6 exons. The coding region runs from base 139 to 1590 and encodes 483 amino acids. Gene Ontology annotation, molecular function: protein binding; zinc ion binding. The record is from RefSeq and is a predicted model, not a curated record. NCBI's taxonomy places the organism in Eukaryota, Metazoa, Chordata, Actinopteri, Siluriformes, Pangasiidae.
AGGUUGUUUAAGAGCAUAGAUCGUGUAUGAACAAGAAGCUGAAAUAAGAACAAUUUCGUUGAGGUUUUUUCGUCUGAAGAAGUGAAACAGAAGCCACAUAAACUCGUUAGUAAGUGUGUAGCUGAUGAGGCUCUAGCUAUGGCGUCUAAACGUUCCUUCUCUGAAGAGGACUUCACGUGCCCUGUGUGUUGUGAUGUGUUUAAGGAGCCCGUGCUCCUGUCGUGCGGUCACAGCGCGUGCAGCACCUGCGUUCACCGGUACUGGGAUGUCAAAGGCUGCCGAGAAUGUCCACUUUGCAGGAAACGAUCUGCUAGAAACCCUACUAUCAACCUGGCUCUGAAAAACCUGUGUCAGACCUUCCUGGAGGUCCGAGGUGAUCCCGAGACACUCUGUGACAUCCAUGGAGAAAAGCUGAAACUUUUCUGUGUGAAUGACGGACAGGCCGCGUGCUUGGUGUGCAGAGAUUCCAGCAAACACCUACAGCACCAAUUCAUUCCUGUCGACGAAGCAGCUGCUGAACAAAAGCAUUUUCUUACAACUGGACUGAAUAAAUUGAAAUUAAAAAUGAAGAGCCUUGAAGAUCUCCAGUUUCAUUGCCAUCAAAAUGUAGAUCACAUAAAGCAACAGGCCGAGUACAUAAAGAAUCAGAUGAAUGUCGAGAUUCAGGAACUUGUGCAGUUUCUUAUGGCGGAAAAUGUAGCCAUGGUGAGCAAACUGGAGGAGGAGGUGCAGGAGAAAUUGCAGUCGGUGGAAAACAAAAUAAAAAAUAUCAGACAAAAAAAACAGUCUAUCUCACGCACCAUUGGAGUCAUAAAAAAUGAUUUACAAUCUGAAGACAUCAAAUUCCUGAAGCAUGACCUUAAGAAGUAUCUGACAAAGACUCAGGGCAGAGAUUCAAAUUCCAUUGUGAAGAAGAACCUUGAUUCAAAAUUGGUUUCAAAAGAAGUGAUUGAUGUUGCAAAGUACCUGGGUAAUCUACAGUUCAGAGUCUGGAACAAAAUGCAGACCGCUAUUAAAUACACUCCUGUUGUUUUGGAUCCAAACACAGCUCACUCGCAGCUCAUCCUGUCCCCGGAUCUGACCAGCGUGAGAGACAGUGAUGAUGACCACGAAGACCAGGCUGACAAGCCGAGACCUCCAGUUUUGGACACUCCUGAGCGGUUUAGGAGUUUGUGUGUCCUGGGGUCUGAGGGCUUCUCUUCGGGGCUGCACUGUUGGGAUGUUGAGGUGGGAAACAGCACCUUCUGGAUGCUUGGAGUGACCACUGAGACUGUUCAGAGAAAAGAACCCAAUGUUUUUCCCAGAGGAGCUUGGGGUAUUGGGUAUGAUGGUGAAAAGCUGUGUGCUCGAUCCCCUUUGGAAGUGUAUACUCCUCUCACUUUGGCUGCCAAACCCCAGAUGGUCAGAAUUCGUCUGGACAUGGAUUUAGGGGAGGUGUGGUUCUUAGAUCCUGCCAGUAAUGACAUUAUCCACAUGUUCUCACACCAGUUCACUGGGAAGGUCUUUCCCUUCUUCCACAGCAUGUGCAGUCUAUCUCCUCUGAAGAUUAUGCCUCUCAAGCAUUUUGUGGUGCUGAGAGACAUCCCUUAAUGCUCAUGUUUCUACAAGUGAUAAGUGGCAGUGGCUCACAUUCUCAACUAUAGUCCAUAUUUAAAGCUGUAAUGUUUUUAUUCUGUUGUAGCAACAGAUCUGUUGUAGAUGUGGCGAUAUGGAGAAUGUGAAGUAUUAUUCAACUGUACAUGUCAAUACAGUUCGUUUUGUUUUCUGUACCUUUCAUGGCUAAAGGAGAAAAAGAUGGAGCUGUAUGACAGGAUAUAUUGCAUCAAGUGUUUGUUCACAUUUAGACAUAAUGCUGUUGCACUUUAAAACUUGUCUUCUAUAUCUUGUGCUUUACUAUAUUCUAAUAUUUCAAUUUAAACUGUGUGAGUUAUUAGUCAUAACUUAGCUCAGGUGAUAUUGUUCCAUUCUCACCCUGGUUCUCCCCUAGUUUACCUGGGUGGAAGUGUUUUUUUUUUUCUUUUCUUUUUUGUCUGUUUUAUUUUGGCGGUAUUUUCCCACUCUGAAAUGGCACAGAUUUCCAGAAACAAACAUGAAUAACACUAAAUGCUAUCUCAAAUACCAGUUGUUGCAAAGCAAACUUGGAUUCAAAAAUGGUUGUAACCUUUCCAAGGUUAUUUGUUUCCUAAAAUAGCCCAAAAAAUAGUUAUGUUUCCUGCAAUUACUGUGUCAUUCUUCUUUGUGUCAUAUAUUAAAUAUUAUCCCAAAGUGUUUCCAUUCUAAUGGGAGAAGUGAUAUUGAAUGCCAUUCUUUAAAACCUCAUGUCACCUUCUGGCAAAUCACAAUGCAGGAGGCAGGCAACAGUCUGUAAAUGAGACUUUAUAAUAGCUAUUAUAAAACUCUUAUAUUGGCUAUAUAAUGACUCUUUUGUGGGGUAGGGCAUGACUUUUA